UGAGCCUGCGCCCCUCGGGACGGGAUCUCGAAGAGUUCGUGGAGGUGGCACGUCACUGGGAUACCGGAAGCUGGGCCCCCAGUAGGCGAAUCGCCACAUAACAGAUGGAAGGGAGCAUUCAGGCCAAGGAAACACCAUACUCGAAGGCCUGGCAGCAGGAGGAGAGCAUCACAUGUUUGGGGAAGCUGCCGUGGACCUGAGUGUCCCGAUCACCCAGGUUAAGCCUUGGCCCCAACAUGUGCCUAAAGCGGCUUUUGCAGUCUGCACGGCUCCAGCGGGCUUGGAGGGCGGUCUUCGUGAAACAUGGCCCGGGCAGGCACCGGGGAGCCUGGCGACGGACACAUGCUGGAGGCGGCACCUACAGAGCAGUGAUUUUUGACAUGGGCGGAGUUCUUAUUCCUUCUCCAGGGAGAGUGGCUGCAGAAUGGGAGGUACAGAAUCAUAUCCCUUCUGGAACUAUAUUGAAGGCCUUGAUCUCAGGUGGCGAAAAUGGGCCCUGGAUGAAAUUUAUGAGAGCAGAGAUAACAACAGAGGAUUUCCUACAAGAAUUUGGGAGACUUUGCUCUGAAAUUUCAAAGACCUCCGUGCCCCUGGACUCCUUUUUCUCUCUGCUGACCAGUGAGCGAGUGGCAAAGCAGUUCCCAGUGAUGACUGAGGCCAUAACUCAGAUUCGGGCUAAAGGCCUUCAGACUGCAGUCUUGAGCAAUAAUUUUUAUCUUCCCAAUGGGAAGAGCUUUUUGCCCCUGGACCGGAAACAGUUUGAUGUGGUUGUGGAGUCCUGCCUGGAAGGUGUCUGCAAGCCAGACGCCAGGAUGUACAAGCUGUGCUUGGAGCGGCUAGGCCGGCAGCCUUCUGAGUCCAUCUUUCUGGAUGAUCUUGGACCGAAUCUAAAAGCAGCUGCCAGCCUUGGUAUUCACACCAUUAAGGUUCGUGAUCCAGAGACUGCAGUAAAGGAACUGGAAACUCUUUUGGGUUUUCCGUUGAGAAUGGCUGUUCCAAACACUCGCCCUGUGAGAAGGACAAUGGAAAUUCCCAAGGACUCCUUGGAGAAGCACCUCAAAGACUUACUGGGGACCCAAGCCACAGGCCCAUUGGAACUCCUUCAGUUUGAUCACGGGCAGUCAAAUCCCACCUACUACAUCAGGCUGGCUAAGCAUCAGCUGGUUCUGAGGAAGAAACCGCCAGGGACACUGCUCCCAUCCACGCAUGCAGUGGAGAGGGAGUUCAGGAUAAUGAAAGCCCUUGCGAAUGCUGGAGUCCCUGUCCCGAAAGUUCUUGACCUCUGUGAGGAUUCAAGGGUCAUCGGCGCCCCCUUCUAUCUGAUGGAGUACUGCCCAGGCCUCAUCUACAGAGACCCCUCUCUGCCAGGCUUGGAGCCCAGCCAGAGGCGGGCCAUCUACACUGCCAUGAACAGAGUCUUGUGCAAGAUUCACAGUGUGGACCUCAAGGCCGCAGGCCUAGAAGACUAUGGGAAACACGGGGACUAUGUUGCACGCCAGGUACAAACGUGGAUCAAGCGGUAUCGAGCCUCGGAGACCAGCACCAUCCCGCCAAUGGAGAGGCUCAUCGAGUGGCUGCCCCUCCACCUUCCCAGGCAGCAGCAGACCACAGUGGUGCACGGGGACUUCAGGCUGGACAACCUGCUGUUCCAUCCGGAAACGGCCGAGGUGCUUGCCGUCCUUGACUGGGAACUCUCGACCUUAGGCGACCCCCUUGCCGAUGUGGCCUCCAGCUGCCUGGCCCACUACCUGCCAUCCAGCUUUCCCAUUCAGCCAGGUUUGAGUGACAGUGAUCUGACUGAGCUGGGAAUCCCUACUGCAGAGGAGUAUUUCAGGAUGUACUGUCUUCACAUGAGGAUCCGUCCCACUGAGAACUGGAACUUCUACAUGGCUUUCUCCUUUUUCCGCGUUGCCGCAAUCCUGCAGGGAGUCUACAAGCGCUCACUCACAGGGCAUGCAAGCUCGGCUACUUCAGAACAAACUGAAAAGCUGACUGAAUUUAUGUCCAACCUGGCAUGGGAUUUUGCAGUCAAAGAAGGGUUCCGGGUCUUCAAGGAGAUGCCAGCAACCAAACCGUUAACAAGGUCCCACCACACGCAGGCCAGACCACAGUCCGUGCCAAGGACCCCAGGCAUGAGGAGUUAUGUCACCUCGACAGACUCUUCCCCAGCUCAUGUCUCAAAGGGAGCUCUGGUCUCCUCUCCAGAAGGCCUUUCCCCACCAGUCAGGGAGCUGUGUCAGCGGCUGAAGCAGUUUAUGGAGCGGCACGUGUACCCCGCCGAGCCGGAGCUGCAGCAUCGGCAGGCCUCAGCCGAGAAGUGGACCCCUCCCCCACUGGUCGAAGAUCUCAAGGUAAAGCAGCAUUUCGAGGUGUGGGGAGACCUCGUUAGCAACGCCCAAACUCAGCUUGUCUGCCGGCCACAUCUGUUCCCUCCCAGUCAGCGAAGAGAUGGGAGGGCCGAGUUGAAUGAUCUCUGCUUUCCACCAUCAUUAGAAAGAGCCAGCUCUAGAUCACUCCGUUUCACUUCAUUGCUCUUUCUGUGUGACCGUGUCUCGGCCUCAUACUCAGCCAGGUGGAGGAACGCCGUGUCUGUGCUUUGUAACUCUGAGGCAGGUGGGCUCAUUUUAUGCAUAUCUGAAUCAUGUAAAUUUGAAACAAAAUGAUAUAAAUUGCAUCAAUUAAAUAAGGCUCUCUUUAACGAAUCCCUAACAUCAAAGCUAAAGGGCCAGUAUACACUGUGUUUAUGCUCUUGACACACAGUGACACCACUUUAGCUGAUAACGGAAAUACCUGCUGUUCUUUUUCAGGAUUAGUCUUGGCUUGUGUUAGUUCUUAAGUUAUUUGAGGUCUUCAGGAGCACAUAUUCUGCCUGUGAUGCAACCAUCACCUACUUUAAAAAGAAAUAGCGUUAUCUCUUUUUUUCUAGUUACAAACCUAUCGCAAAGUAACCAGAGCUCGGGCUUCCCUGGUGGCGCAGUGGUUGAGAGUCUGCCUGCUGAUGCAGGGGACGCGGGUUCGUGCCCCCGUCCGGAAAGAUC
Messenger RNA from Kogia breviceps (pygmy sperm whale), 3038 nucleotides. The record is from RefSeq and is a predicted model, not a curated record. NCBI's taxonomy places the organism in Eukaryota, Metazoa, Chordata, Mammalia, Artiodactyla, Physeteridae.